AUGGUGAAUUGGAAGCCAGCAGCACACAAGGCCGAGGUGCAUGGUUGGGCUAGCCUAUCAAAGGCAGGGCUGCAAGAGACUCUACGAAGCCAUUGUAAGCGAGAGUUUUAA
Messenger RNA from Penicillium oxalicum, 111 nucleotides. RefSeq lists its product as uncharacterized. NCBI's taxonomy places the organism in Eukaryota, Fungi, Ascomycota, Eurotiomycetes, Eurotiales, Aspergillaceae. The record is from RefSeq and is a predicted model, not a curated record. The transcript has a single exon. The coding region runs from base 1 to 111 and encodes 36 amino acids.